Molecule: messenger RNA, 4433 nt
Organism: Xyrichtys novacula (pearly razorfish)
Lineage: Eukaryota; Metazoa; Chordata; Actinopteri; Labriformes; Labridae
Source: the annotation of a GenBank genome assembly
AAUCACAGCGCAGCUCUGCGUCAGGCUUGUUAUUCAUAAAGGAGGGUGUUGCAACAUCGAGACAUUCAGUUCUACUACAACAACGAAGACAACAACACGAGACUACAGAAACAUGGAGAUAAUACAAGCGAAGAUUUGACGAAAGACACCGAAAGAUGGCACAAACUUGCCAAAAAAUGAGGCGACAGUACAUCGACGUGUAUCGGUCACUGAAAAAUACAAGAAAUCUGCUGGUUUUUGUCGAGGAAUACCAGAAUACGUGAGGAGUUUUUGACAAAAUCGGAGAGGAAAGGAGUGAAGAUGGCUACUGUUGUUGGUUCCGAUAACGGUUCUGAACGUACGGCGAUGGAGAGGUUUGGUAGCGGAGGGAUGGCGCUUCUUCCCUGGACUAAACAGAUACUCACCGUGCUGUGGGAACAGCUUCGACUGCUGCUUCAGGUCAUUUACUACACCUUCAUGUCAGGUACGGAGAAAAUUAAUCACAAGUUUCACCUUUAACAUUAAUGCAAACCUACUCUGGUGUUGUUUAUCUGCUGCGUGACUAACGCUUUUGACUUGACUAGGAGGGGGUUUCUGUAAUUAGUCAAAGUGAUAACAGGAAUUUACGAUACAAUAAAAACAAAACCAGUAAAAUUCCCUACGAACUUCCUUUUCCUUAGUCAAAUUAGGUCUCACACUGUUAUCAGUUUAUAUCUCUGAAAUUUGAGCUUAGUCUGUGUCAUGUUUACAACCCGAUCCAGUGGCUGUGCACGAUAUUAACGGUAGAAUAACGGUAUCGCCAAUAUCGUAGAAAGUUACCGAUUCUUAUUGAUAAAUUGUUUGCAGAUGACAGCUUAUGCACAACUGAAAUUAGUUUCACAAUUUUUGCUGUAUGGAUAUUUACUGUAUACUUUUUUUUGUAAAAUCAGAUUUUGUUUGUACAUUACAAUAGUCUUGCACAGGAGAGGCUUUGUGUUUUUUGCAAUUACAGAAAGAAAUAUUUAAGUUUUUGUAUCAUCACCAACCAUAUCCAUAUGCUUGGUGAUAACCCUAAUAAUAACUUUUACACCUAUUCUUUGGUAUCUAUUUGGCAACCUCCCACUGAGCAUUUUUUGGUCUAAAAGAGGUCUAAUAGAUGUCUAAAUGUAGCCUAGACGACUGGUCUAAAAUCAGGCUACCACAGGUCUAAAAAUGAAAGUUUUUGCUCAGUGGGCUCAUAGUUAGGUUGUAUUUUUUUGAUUUUUGUUUUUUUACGAACAGUCAAACACAGUUCUGUUGCCAGGUCUACCUUGUGUAGUAAAAAUAAUCAACCAUAUCUCAAACCCUUGGCCCCGUCUUAUGGUGUCGUCAUGCUCUUUCCUAUCAAACAAAAACCCUGAUAAUGGUACAUUUUUGUUGUCACCCAGCUGCACGUUUAAAGGCAGCUGUCGUGGUGCUUUGCUUUCUUGUGACAGAGAUCAUAUUUACACUGUGAGUCUUGAAUUUAACACCCGCCUCUGAUUUUCCAGUUUUUCAGAUGUUCCGGCUCGAGGUUCACCUGAGAAUCACAGACGAGACAGGUCAGCACAUCCAGCACAUGAGUGCAGCAGCCAGUCAGACAGACACCUUCCUGUUCUCCUCGUUAUUUGACGGAGAAAACGGCGUGAUGGUUGGCGGUUCCAAUCCCCUCUCUAACUUCUGUGCCGACGUCGGCGACCCCUUCACUGGGAAAUCUCCCGCUGAGGCCCUGCUAUCUAGUCUGCGAGCUGACGACCUGUGCUGCGGAUUAGUGGACGACUUUGUGUCCAGAGCGAGCGGCAAAGAAGACGGCAUCUUUCUUGGACACCAAUCCAGCUGGAAAAUGGGUUUCCCCGGCGACUGGAACAUCUUUGUAUCGAGCAGCGACAGUUCAACCGACGGCUGCCAUAAGAGUCGAGAGAAAGUCUUCAAGCAGGAAAUUUCAAAGGAGAAAGUUUUCAAACAGGACGCCUCAGAGGAGGAGAAGAGCUCUCAUUGGAGUAGUGAAGAAGACCAGAACGUGGUAGAAUUUGACAGUGAGGAAAGUCGAGCCCUUUGGGAGUCUCUGUCAAGAUCCAGCGAUCCUUAUAACCCUUUCUUUUUCUCCGCCUGCAUUUCAACAAACACCAACAUGGGGAAAAAUAAAAGUGAAGUGAGAGAUGGCAGCCCUGCGGACGUCAUGUCUCUGAGCAAAGCCACAGAGGAGGUGUUGGGGCCUUUGGGCCUCAACAUCUGGGUCAGUCGCUCUGACAGUGAGAGCAGCUGGAGUAGUUGGGCCAGUUCUGACAGUUCGAGUCCUGACAUCGAUAAGGAGGAGAAUGAGAGGCUGCUGGAGUUCUUCAGCAGUCCUGGAGACCCCUACAAUCCUAUGUGCUUCACUGCAUGCACAGAAACCACCACGUCCCCUAAAACCACCAACACCAGCACAGUCUCUAAGGCCUCUUCUGCUCCCCCCUCCAAGUCUGACACUGACACUGAGGAGAAGACCAGCAGCUUUCCUCCUUCAUCUGAGGAUGAUGAAGAAGAGCAGCUGUGGAAAUCUCUCAGCCUGAAGGACGAUCCAUACCACCCUCUUAACUUUCAAGCCUGCCUCAAGACAAACACAACAACAAAGACACUCCAGUCUGGAAAAGACCCAGCUCCCCUCGAGGUCCCCCCGUCUGUGAAGGGCAAGAAAUGUGAAAAACAGUCACUUCAAAAAUCAAGAGCCACCAAGCCCCGUCUGCCACAAAGGCGGACAAAACAACACUCCCAUCCAGAAACAACAUUCGUACCCUGGAGAAGAUCCCGACAAGCCCCUCCAUCAGAGCCAGGAGAGAGGAAGGACAAUAAGACCAGCAACACCCAGAAAAAGGUAAACAGAGUACUUUAACAGAGUUCAUUUUACCACUUUAUUUAACUGUAAACAGGAAUUUUGACUCAGACAGACACAGCAGCGUAUUCACUCCCUUUACAUUUAAAUUAAGUCCAUUUUUUCAGAGGGGAGUGUCUCUCGCUGACUGUUGCUUCUAAUUUUGAGACCUGUCGUCUAGUGAGGCUUAGUUCUUCCUCCAGUAGACACCAACUGUGCUGAGUUGUUGUCUGUUGAGUAGCAACACCGCAUGUUGUCAUGACUAAGCCAGUCAUGUGACUGCGGCGAGUCAGCAGAGACUUGGACUUCCUCACGGACUAAAUAAAGUUGCAGCAGUGUUGCAAAGUCAUUUGAAAACCUCGAGUAUUGGUGUCUUGUUGCAUCAGAUUCAGAGAAAUAAACCCUGAGGCUGAAAAAUUACUUCCUAAUCACGAUUUCACUCGCAUCAGAGAACUGAGUGUGCUGCUGGGAAAGCACAGGAUUCUGAUGUGUGAUUUUUUUUGUUAUUUUUACAUUAAACUGAGCCGACUUCCUGUGAAGUGACCUCUUCUCAAAGAUUAGAUAUCCCUGUACAGUCACCAGCACAUGUAGUUUAGAUUAAAGUGCUUUGUGAGUGAGAAUCUGUCAGAGAUAAAAGAUUGUGUAUCUUAUAUCAAAACAGCAUCAUGUGUCUUUGUGACUAAGUGUUGAGUUUCUGUCUCUGUUUUGAACUUCAGGUGCAGUUUUCCCCUCUCGUCCAAGUCCACGUCAUGCACACCUGGCCAUUCGCUCGGCAGGCGUCUCGUAAAGGACACUGGGAAGAAAUGGCAAGAGACCGGGACCGCUUCCGGAGGCGGAUCCAGGAGACGGAGCAGGCCAUCGGGUACUGCUUCACCCAGCCUCACAGAGAGAGGAUGCGGGCGUUCGUGGACUGUGCCUUGAAAUAAAAAAACAAAAACACUGAAUGUUGAAUUUCCUUUCUGAAUGAGAAAUUGUGAUUGGUUGCAAUGCAACAGUGAUUUUUGAUGUAGGCCAAUUAGAAAAUGGAUGUUAGGCCAACCUUAAUGUUGGGUGUCCAGUUGAACAACUUUGUACCUCAUCGGGUUUUUACAUUGUGUGCACUGACGGACACUUUCUUCUAUUAACCUCAGCAUUACUGUGUGGAAUGUUGUUUUUGUAUGCCUUAUAUACUGACCUAGUAAUGUAACUUAUUUAUGCCCUAUGGAGCUCGUCCUUUAUUAUUUUUUACCUUUUGAUAGUGUUUCUAUGUGUGUGAACAGACAAGAAUUCAAGUAGAUCAUCUCCUCAAAUCAGAGUUUUAUGGUUCAAAGUGUUUGAUCGUUUUAAGCAUGAUGGGUACAAUCAUUAGUUCUGGUGCAAUGCUGGUCUUAUUGUUCAGAUCUUUGAGUUUUUUAUUUGAGUUUUGUCUUGUAUUUUAUCGUUCAGUUUGAUAACGACAGUCUCUUUGACUCCUUUGUUCUCCUACCCACUGAAAAGACAGAAAAACACGCACUCGGAUUUUUGUGGCAACAUUUCACCGCCGAGAGUAAAAAUGUGAUGAAAAAAUGUCUGUAGCAAACUUUUCCAUGAGGUGAUUUUUCAGUUCAAUAAAAUGUGUCACAAUGUA